ACUAAAUGGUAUUUUUCACUCUUUUUUUUCCAGAAGUACUUCAGCUGCAGGGCAAAAUAGAAGGACGUGAGUUACUGACUUCCUCACAGCGUCAGGACCAGAAAUACUACCCUGUGCUUCACCAUCAAUUAGGAGCAGUUGAAAACCACCUCUCUGAAAAGCCGAUCAGCCGAUGACAUCAGUGAACACCUUUUGUAAAGCACGUUUUAUGUACUUCUGCUGAGAUCGUUUUUCUACCCUCCGUAUGGUUCUAUAUCACUUACUGGGCACUGAUGGUAGCCUCCAGAAAGUGCAGUUUCAAAUGGUCAACCUCAAUCUUUAGCAAGAAGAAAAUCUGGAAACUGGAUAGCAACAACAUCUUCAGAGAAAAUGGUAUACGAAGGAAAACAAUUAGUUUCCUGCCAUUGUUUCUUCCUGUUAACAGCCAAAUUCUGCUGGAUUCUCACCCUGAUGCAAAGAACUUAUGGCCAGGAAUAUGCCCACUCCAUCCGACUGGAUGGGGACAUCAUCUUGGGAGGACUGUUCCCCGUCCAUGCAAAAGGGGAUAGAGGGGUGCCUUGUGGGGAGCUCAAGAAGGAAAAAGGGAUCCACAGACUAGAGGCAAUGCUGUAUGCAAUUGAUCAGAUUAAUAAAGACCCCGAUCUUCUUGCCAAUAUCACCUUAGGUGUCCGGAUCCUUGAUACAUGUUCCAGGGACACUUAUGCAUUGGAGCAAUCCUUAACAUUUGUACAAGCGUUGAUAGAGAAAGAUGGUUCAGAUGUGAAGUGUGCUAAUGGCGACCCACCAAUUUUCACUAAGCCAGACAAGAUAUCAGGUGUGAUAGGUGCUGCAGCAAGUUCCGUGUCCAUUAUGGUUGCAAAUAUUUUAAGACUUUUUAAGAUACCUCAAAUCAGCUAUGCAUCUACAGCUCCAGAACUGAGUGAUAACACCAGGUAUGACUUCUUCUCUCGAGUGGUCCCACCUGACUCCUACCAAGCACAGGCCAUGGUUGACAUUGUGACAGCUCUUGGGUGGAACUAUGUGUCAACGUUGGCUUCCGAAGGAAACUACGGAGAGAGCGGCGUAGAGGCAUUCACCCAGAUCUCUAGGGAAAUUGGAGGUGUUUGCAUUGCUCAGUCACUCAAAAUUCCUCGGGAACCAAGACCAGGAGAAUUUGAAAAGAUCAUCAAACGCUUAUUAGAAACUCCAAAUGCUCGAGCAGUGAUCAUGUUUGCGAAUGAAGAUGAUAUUAGGCGAAUACUGGAAGCAGCCAAAAAAGCUAAUCAGUCUGGACAUUUCCUAUGGAUUGGCUCAGAUAGUUGGGGGUCAAAAAUUUCACCAGUUCAGCAUCAGGAAGAAAUUGCAGAAGGAGCAGUAACCAUCCUACCUAAAAGAACAUCUAUAGAUGGAUUCGAUAGAUAUUUUCGGAGCCGAACACUUGCUAACAAUCGAAGAAACGUAUGGUUUGCAGAAUUUUGGGAGGAGAACUUUGGAUGCAAGUUAGGAUCUCAUGGAAAAAGAAAUAGCAACAUCAAGAAAUGCACAGGCUUAGAAAGAAUUGCAAGAGAUUCAGCCUAUGAGCAAGAAGGAAAAGUUCAGUUUGUAAUUGAUGCAGUAUAUUCCAUGGCCUAUGCACUACAUAACAUGCACAAAGAUCUCUGUCCUGGAUAUAUUGGUCUGUGUCCAAGGAUGAGCACAAUUGAUGGUAAAGAACUACUUACCUAUAUCCGAGCAGUAAACUUUAAUGGGAGUGCUGGAACACCUGUUAUCUUCAAUGAAAAUGGAGAUGCUCCUGGACGUUAUGAUAUUUUUCAGUAUCAGAUCACCAACAAGAGUACAGAAUACAAAAUAAUUGGUCAUUGGACCAAUCAACUUCAUCUAAAUGUAGAAGACAUGCAGUGGGCUAAUAGAGAGCACACUCAUCCGGCAUCUGUCUGCAGCCUACCCUGUAAAGCUGGGGAAAGAAAGAAAACCGUGAAGGGGGUGCCCUGCUGCUGGCACUGUGAACGCUGCGAAGGGUACCACUACCAGGUGGAUGAAUUCAAUUGUGAACUGUGCCCCAUCAAUAAGAGACCGAAUGCCAACCGUACAGAUUGCCAGCUUAUCCCCAUAAUCAAACUGGAGUGGCAUUCCCCAUGGGCCAUUGUGCCCGUCUUCAUAGCUAUCCUUGGUAUAAUUGCCACCACCUUUGUCAUCGUGACGUUUGUGCGGUACAACGAUACUCCGAUUGUCAGGGCCUCUGGACGGGAGCUCAGUUAUGUGCUCUUGACUGGGAUUUUUCUCUGUUAUUCCAUUACUUUUUUAAUGAUUGCCACUCCUGAUACAGUGAUCUGCUCAUUUCGAAGGAUCUUCCUAGGACUUGGCAUGUGUUUCAGCUAUGCUGCCUUGCUUACCAAAACAAACAGAAUUCACAGAAUAUUUGAACAGGGUAAGAAAUCAGUCACAGCUCCCAAAUUUAUUAGUCCAGCUUCCCAGCUGGUGAUCACUUUCAGUCUCAUAUCCUUGCAGCUUAUUGGAGUCUUCAUCUGGUUUGCCAUUGAUCCACCACACACCAUAGUAGAUUAUGGAGAGCAGAGGACUCUUGAACCAGAAAAUGCUAGGGGAGUUCUCAAAUGUGACAUUUCAGAUCUGUCUCUCAUUUGUUCCCUUGGAUACAGUAUUCUCUUGAUGGUCACGUGUACUGUUUAUGCUAUUAAAACAAGAGGGGUUCCAGAGACCUUCAAUGAAGCAAAACCCAUUGGAUUUACUAUGUACACAACCUGCAUAAUUUGGUUAGCUUUUAUUCCAAUCUUUUUUGGUACGGCCCAGUCGGCAGAGAAGAUGUACAUCCAGACAACAACACUUACUGUCUCCAUGAGUUUAAGUGCUUCUGUGUCUCUGGGCAUGCUCUACAUGCCCAAGGUUUAUAUUAUCAUUUUUCAUCCAGAGCAGAAUGUUCAAAAACGGAAGAGGAGCUUCAAGGCUGUAGUGACAGCUGCCACAAUGCAAAGCAAACUGACCCAAAAAGGAAAUGACAGACCAAAUGGCGAGGUCAAAACUGAACUAUGUGAAAGUCUUGAAACCAACACCUCCUCUACGAAGACAACUUAUGUCAGUUACAGCAAUCAGGCAAACUGAGCAGGGAUGAAAUUAAAUGGAAGACCUCCAGAAUGGGAUCUUGCAAAGAAAGACUUUACCAUCACCAGAAUUCAAUCCUGGAAAUAUCAGUAGUCUACAUUCAAAUCAAUAGUCAGUCUCCUAAAGAACAAGGAUUAAACAAGAGGCAAAAGGCAAAAUGAGACAGGGGAAGGAAAAGUUCUGUUUUAUAUCAUAUAUAGACAGUGUCAAAUGUCUGAACUGUUCACUCACAAAAGGAAGUAAAUCACAAAAGGAAAACAAAUGUUAGCUUGUGAAAAAAAAUGCUGUUGAAAUAAAUCAUGUCUGAUGUUAUAUUUGUAAGUACUUUUCUGUGAUUGUGACAAUUUCCUUUCCUGUCCUACAUUGUUCAACUUGUAAAAGAAGAAGAGUUUGUUUCUUGUGAUGGCUGACUGAAUUAAGUCCUGGGUUAUGCUAAAAUAAAUGCAAUGGUCAACGCAUGCUAAUUUUUAUACAAAAUAAUUUAUUUCUAAUAAUAAAGGAAUGUUUUGCAAAUGUUGAGACUUGUUUUGUUGCAGUUUUAAGAAAAAAAGAAGUCCUUACACUGUUGUCUAUUGUUUGUUUAGAAUGUGCAGUAAAGGUGGGUGUACAAAUAAAGUAAUAAUCAUGGCAUCAGAAGAAUGCAGUGUAAACUCUAAGCAUACGUGCGUGUGUUUGUAUGUGUGCACGUGUGUGGGUGUAUGUACGUGCAUGCCUGCAUGCAUGUGUGUGUGUACUCUGCAGUGUGUGAAUUUAUUUGUUCAAAAUUUUGUAACUAUAUUUUCUAAUCAAAGGACUUCCCCCCCCCCCCUUCUGACCCUCAAAGUAAGUGCAUUUUAUAUGUUUGUAAAGUGAACGAGUCUUGAUGGUGAUUAUUUUGUAUGAUUGUAUUAUAUUUUUGAACCUCAACUAAUAACUCUGAUCCUCUUCAUUUGUGGAACUUAAAAUUUGUAAGAAUAUAUGGCAGCUAGACUGGAUUAAUCUUAAAAUUUAUUCAGCCUAGUAUUCUGUCUUUGACAGGGAAUGUAGCAGAUGCUUAUCUCAAUAAAGGUGACUUUGAAAUUACAGGAGAGAAAUCAAUUGAAAAUUUGGAAAGCAGUAACCUAGUGGAUAUAAACGUUGUUGCCCAAUGAACACUUAAAAAUUAAAGAAAUAGAUGCCCAUUAAAAAAUUUCACAUCUUCUAACCUACCUUGUUAAAUGAUUGUGUGUGCAUUAGAAAUGUUUACAAAAAUAGAUAAAUUCAUAUAGAUAUCUGUCAUGUUAAUAAGCCCUUCCAAAGAAGAUUAAAAGAGACAGCUAGGGACUUUCAGUUAUUACCGUAUCUGUGAUGACUUUUUCACUCCAGCAUUUACCACCCAGCAGGCCAAUGGAUCUUCACAAUCAGUUGGUUAUUAAAUGUUCUUUCUCCUGAAUUUGUCUGGAUGGCUCCUUGUGCUUUUUUUUUCUCGUAGGAGCUGUAUUUGAAGCGUAGCCUACAGAAACCAUCUAAAUCCUCAAUUACAUGUUUGAUGACUUAAAGUAUCUGAAACUGAAUCACUUCCUGUUACAAUGUCAACCUUUAAAUACCAGCCCAGUUGGUAAAUGUCAGUGGAUUUUGAUUUUCAAAAUACCAAAGAGAAGACAUAGGCUUUUUUGUUGUUGUUAUUUUAUUGUUUUUGUUUUGUUUUCCCCAGUAUUUAUAUUAAAUCACUGACUGAGGAAUGCUAUGGAAUAACAUGGUAUAGUGUAGCAUAGUGUGUCUGGUAUGUGUCUUAUUCCUUGAUUUUCCACAAGUACAUCAAUCCCAACCCUGUGAACUAACAUUUGCUCGAUGUAAAGCCUACAAUUAACGAAGCUAAUAUAAUGAGAUUUAUUUGUACGACCAAAACUAAACUGAUCUGGGAGAAAAAGGAUCCUCAAAACCCUAUUCGUUGUUUUUGACCAGCAAAUACCAUAUUGAGCUAUCUUGUGUAAAUGGACUACAUCAUUGUUUUUACAGACAGAUUUCCAUAUUUAUGAUAAACUUCCUGACAGUAUUUUUUUUUUU
Molecule: messenger RNA, 5121 nt
Organism: Meleagris gallopavo (turkey)
Lineage: Eukaryota; Metazoa; Chordata; Aves; Galliformes; Phasianidae
Source: RefSeq, a predicted model, not a curated record